GCGGCGCCACGUCCGCUCCGCGGGGUGAGGCCGGGCUCGGGCGGGGCCCGCGGAGUCUGCAGGACUUGGGGCUGGUUACCAGCAGUUCUGUCCCUCACAACGCAGACAUGGCAGCCCAGAAGGACCAGCAGAAGGAUGCCGAGGCAGAAGGGCUGAGCGCCACGACCCUGCUGCCCAAGCUGAUUCCCUCUGGCGUAGGCCGAGAGUGGCUGGAGCGGCGCCGCGCGACCAUCCGGCCCUGGGGCACCUUCGUGGACCAGCACCGCUUCUCGAGACCCCGCAACCUGGGCGAGUUGUGCCAGCGGCUGGUACGCAAUGUGGAAUACUACCAGAGCAACUAUGUGUUCGUGUUCCUGGGCCUCAUCCUGUACUGCGUUGUCACAUCCCCCAUGCUGCUGGUGGCUCUGGCCGUCUUCUUCGGCGCCUGUUAUAUCCUGUAUCUGCGCACAUUGCAGUCCAAGCUUGUGCUCUUUGGUCGAGAGGUAAGUCCGGCCCAUCAGUACGCUCUGGCUGGGGGAGUCUCCUUCCCUUUUUUCUGGCUGGCUGGUGCAGGCUCCGCUGUCUUCUGGGUCCUGGGAGCCACCCUGGUGGUCAUCGGCUCCCACGCCGCCUUCCACCAGAUCGAGCCUGCAGAUGGGGAGGAGCUGCAGAUGGAACCCGUGUGAGAUGUUGUCCAGGACCUGCCGGCCUCCCUGGCCAGAUGCCCCGCCCAUCCACCCCUGUCCUGCAUGGCCCUGAUCCUUGGGCCAGAAGCACCCCUCCCAGCACAAGCCCAGGGAGGGCUCUGCCUUUGGAAAUAAAACUGUUACAGUAGCCAUUCAGCAAAU
Castor canadensis (American beaver) is the source of this 827-nucleotide messenger RNA. RefSeq names its product Rab acceptor 1 (gene Rabac1). The record is from RefSeq and is a predicted model, not a curated record. NCBI's taxonomy places the organism in Eukaryota, Metazoa, Chordata, Mammalia, Rodentia, Castoridae. Gene Ontology annotation, cellular component: Golgi apparatus.